This is a messenger RNA of Ornithodoros turicata, 1211 nucleotides long. Its product is annotated as transmembrane protein 272-like. NCBI's taxonomy places the organism in Eukaryota, Metazoa, Arthropoda, Arachnida, Ixodida, Argasidae. Bases 381 to 953 code for a protein of 190 amino acids. The record is from RefSeq and is a predicted model, not a curated record. The transcript has 6 exons.
GGCAUUGAAAGGCACUGAAGUCGUGUCAUGUGCGACAAGUUUUGCGCCUUUUUCAGUCUGGUUCUAUUGAUGUGGUGUGAAGGCUGUGAUGGUGAUCAAAUGGGAGUUAACUGUGACCGCGAUACCGUCCUGGAUGUGAGGCGUAAUGGUUUGGGUUUCAUGAUUGCGUGCAGUUUCAAUUUUCGCUGUUUUGAAUAACUGAGACGUACUGUGGUUAACCAUCAGAGAUUUGAAUGCCGGCCGAGAAGAACACACCUGGACGCCAAAGUGAUGAGUAAUGGCUGUCUUGGACUGUAUGAUCAUCAUGUUAGGCCACAUGUUGGACAUCAACUCGUACAGAACAUACCACGCACGUUUAGAGUCAUCACAGUGAAAGCACCAUGGCCACUCCUGCUGGACCAAGACCGUCUCUAAUAGCUCGGAUGCGCGAUGCAAUAAUUGGAGCUUGCGGUCCAAAAACAUUUGUGGGAGGAGUACUUGGAGUCGUCUGCAUGAGCGCCUGUUGUAAAUUUAUAGAAGUCAUCCUGCUGUCACUCUUACUCCCUUUACAUAUUGCCAUGAUCGUAGUAGGAGCCUUAUAUCUGAACGACUGCCCCGUUGAGAAAUUUAUCCCCAUCUUCCUGGUGACUGGAGGGACAGUAGGAACCGUGAAGGACAUUUUGAACAUCUGCAAGAGACGAUCGGAGAAUGAAGAAGGCACCGCUCAGAUCGGAAUUUCGUGCUGCACUGGCAUUCUCUACACCUUCAUGUUUGGAUGGUUUAUAGCAGGUUGCGUGUGGGUGUUCGGAAACUACCAGCCAGACUUCGAUGACCCUACGAGCGCUAAAUACUGCAACAAGACACUCUAUAACUUCGCAUUUGGAACCCUCAUCGCUUCAUUCGCAUUGACUGGCUUCAUGUGCCUCCGAGAAUGCUGCAUGAAGGCAUGCGCAUCGUGUAUGGUGGCUGACUAGCAGUUAUGUUACUACUGGUAGCUUUCUAGUGGUCAGACAUUUUCGUUAUCUAUAGAGGUAGGCUCUAAAGCAUGACUUACCUGUUUAUCAAGUCGGCAUCUUAUGCUAUGUGAGUGAUACUUUCUGCUUCCGCUAUCGAAGCUGCUCCACUGCCAUUUUCGUUUGUUUGAAUACAUAUUUCGUAAGAACUUUGAGGAUCAGCAUUGUGAUCAGUGUAAAAAAAAGUCAUAUAAAAUAAAAUUAUGUGAAUGACGGUGA